UGGGCCUCGUCCGGCUCUUUUGAAGCCGGCCGGGGUCGGCCGGCCCUUCCUUCCGAGGCGAGCGGGGCAGGGAGGCGCGGCCGUUCGCAAGAGGGAGUGCUAGAAAGCGGGGCCGGAAUGCGGGCCCCGCGGCCUUCCGGCUGAGCCGCGCUCCGGGCCGCCAUGGAGAUCAGCCACUCGGUGAGGGAGCGCACCAUCGCGGAGAACAGCCUGGUGCUGCUCCUGCAGGGCCUGCACAGCCGCAUCACCACCGUGGAGCUGCGCGACGAGAGCGUGGCCGUGGGCCGCAUCGUCAACGUGGACGCCUUCAUGAACGUCCGCCUGGGCGAGGCCACCUUCACCGACCGCCGCGGCCGCGCUUGCCGCCUGCAGGAGCUCUUCAUCACCGGCAGGAACGUCCGCUACGUCCACAUCCCGGACGAGGUGGACAUCCGGGCCACGAUCGAGCAGCAGCUGCAGCUCAUCCACCGCGUGCGCACCUUCGGCGGCCGAGGCAAGGGCAGGACCGAGUUCCUUCGGGCAAAGCCAGCGGGCAAGUGAGCGGCCCGGCGGGCAGUCGGAGCCACGGGGCAGCCGGCGCUGGAAACCUGCUUGCUCCCGGAGACCCGUCGCUUGCUUGGGAAAGCCGUGGCGGCUUCCCCCGCUCCGGUUCAAAGGGGAAUCGGAUGGUGACUUUCCUUUGCCAGAAUAUAAACCUCCGCCUGCCAAUAAGAAGGAGGUUUUCGGAGGCUUUUCUGUUUACAUUCUUUCCCCCCUGAGCUGCUUUUCCCGCUCAAGAAUAAACUUACAAGCUUUAAAAUUCAGCCUGCUGAAAGAAAUCCAGACUGCCUGUUGGAGCUCUGUAUGCCGAUGCUUUUGGAUUACAGUAAUCUGUAGUCAGAAACGAAAACUGAUUUUGCACCUAAUGGGUUGGAUUUUCUGGAGCUUUUUGUAUUAAUUUGUUAAGUAAAGGAUGGUGAGCAAAAUGUCCCUCUUUUAUCUGGGGAAAACCCAGACACACAAAAAUGAAACAGUCCAGAAUUCCAGGGCUGGUUCUUCACAUUACUUCUUUAUGGUCCCUGGCCUGUAAAAAAAAACUGCCUAAAAAGAAUGAGGUUCAAAACCAUGCCAUUUUUGCAUAUUUGAAGGCUGGGCUCAUACAACACACUAGUCCUAGCAAAAACAGAUGGUAGUGGGUGCCCGUAAUUCAGUAUGAUAUAGCAAUACCAUUCUAUUAGGCCAUAAUUUGAGUUUUUAGGACUGUUACAUUUUGUUAACCUGAGUUAGGCUUUGUUGCAUUGGGCCAACUCAACCACAGCAGAUAGUAGAUUGGUAGUAGAUUGCUGGAGUAAAUAUGGGUGGAAUUUUGCUUGCAAACAGUCUCAUUGAAUCUUGCUUGCUUUAGAACUGCCUGCAACUUUGUCUAGGUGUCCCUGCAUACACACACUGCAAAAGGGCUGAUGGAUAACAUAGGUUGCAGAUGGCUGCAUUGUGCACUGCUCCCAAGUCCCAGCUGCACAUUGUGUAGAAGUGCACACCCUGAGUGCUGAUUGGAUGAUCCAACUUCCUGUUCUUUGCUAUUUGAGCACCCCCUAGCCAGAACAUUACAUUUGCAGAAAUAUAAAUGGAACAUCUAUGCAGCUGUCCCCAAAUGACAGGUAUAUGUGUUCCCUGACAUACAUUCAGUCUCGAACUGGAGUGAGCAGUGAGUUAGCCUGCAAUACUGCAUUCUAACCACUGUGCCACCACACAGUCUAGGAAGAAUUCUACCCCAGAAAAACGAGAUUGCUCCGGAAUGAAAGCCAGCUGCUUGAAAAGGUUUCCUUUAUUGGCAAAGACAAAAGCUACUUCAGCUAUCGGUUCUGGGACAGCUGAACGGUUUGGGAAGUUGUUGCCUACUUGAGGUUGUGAGUGGUCCCCAAGGUGCGGGGUAAUGCUAAUCUUAAAUGUUCAUUUCCUUGGUCUAAUCCUAUCAGUUUGAUUUAACAAGUUGAGGCUUGCUUCUACUGCAUUGCCUAUUGCUGCUGCCUCCCUUUCAGAAUGAAAUGGGGGAGUUCUGGUUUUAUAAAUGAAUAAAACUUUGUUUCUAAAAAU
Molecule: messenger RNA, 2073 nt
Organism: Notechis scutatus (mainland tiger snake)
Lineage: Eukaryota; Metazoa; Chordata; Lepidosauria; Squamata; Elapidae
Source: RefSeq, a predicted model, not a curated record